Molecule: messenger RNA, 627 nt
Organism: Salvia splendens (bonfire salvia)
Lineage: Eukaryota; Viridiplantae; Streptophyta; Magnoliopsida; Lamiales; Lamiaceae
Exons: 1
Coding region: 1-627 (208 amino acids)
Source: RefSeq, a predicted model, not a curated record
AUGCCGCCAAGGAUAGCCGGGCGACCCCGAGGGAGAGGAAGGGGACGUGGUAGAGGACCACAACCCGAGCCCGAGGAACAAUACGUAAACCAUCCGCCACAAUCUCCACCUCGACCACCUUCGCCUCCACCUGCCCCUACAGUGGAUAGGACAAUCAUAAACACCUUUCUGAAAAAGAAGCCUCCAACAUUUGACGGAAGGGGCGACCCCGCUGAAGCAGAAUCAUGGAUACGUGCGCUCGAACGCUUGUUUGACCUACUGCAAUGCACAGACGAGGAACGUUUGGUUUGUGCCUCACUCCAACUGACAGGGUCUGCAGAUUAUUGGUGGGAGGCCUGCAAGAAGACAAUGGCCCCACAUCAGCUGGAGGGCCAAACUUGGGAUCAGUUCAAGACAGGAAUCUACGACAAGUACAUCCCCAAGAGCUAUAAAAAACAAAAUGAAACGGAGUUCUACAACUUGAGACAGGGACGAAUGUCAGUGACGGAAUAUGAUCGCGUCUUCUUUGACCUGUCCAGGUACGGUGCUGAUCAAGUGGACACGGAUGAAAAGAUGUCCGAGAAAUUUUGUACUGGCUUGAGGCACGAAAUAAGAGUAGCAUUGGCCAGUCGCGGCGGACUACCAUAG